Molecule: messenger RNA, 386 nt
Organism: Lathyrus oleraceus (garden pea)
Lineage: Eukaryota; Viridiplantae; Streptophyta; Magnoliopsida; Fabales; Fabaceae
Exons: 4
Coding region: 21-368 (115 amino acids)
Biological process (GO): proteolysis
Molecular function (GO): cysteine-type peptidase activity
Source: RefSeq, a predicted model, not a curated record
GUCACUGGGUGUUGGUUGCUAUGGAUCUUUCGAGACUAAUGGUGUAUUAUCUCGAUUCGUUAUCGGGUGAUUGGAGUAAAUAUCCGAGUAUGAAGAAGACGGUUGACGCGGCAAUACUAAAAUUUAGAUCGAAAAAGAAUUACCGUAAUAGGAAGGACAUUACCUGGAUCAGAGUUCAGUGUCCUCAGCAAAACAAUUCGGUCGAUUGCGGAUUUUUUGUAUUGAGAUUUAUGAGAGAUAUCAUUGCGUUGAAUCGUAUAGACAUCCCAAAAAUGUACUUUGAGGAAUACAAAUCUUACUCAAGAGCUCAUUUGGAUGAAAUGAAGGAUGAAUUGUGUCAAUUCAUUGUUGAUCAAAGAAUCAUAUAGCUAGGUUGUAUAUUGUUG